GUGUCAGGUUAUUAAGAGCAGUUUUAUCUCUGGACUCUUGCUCUACACUGAUACUUCUUAUCCCUGGACAGCCCGUGGUCCCGCUAGCCCCCGAAACGUGCUUUUUUUUUCUGGCAGUCGGUUAGACGAGUUUGAAUGUGAUUGUGUUCAGGCAGUGAAGUCGGCGUGCCGCGGUCUUGUCUGGUUUGAAAGCGUCGCGGCUGUGUAUGUAAGCAGGAGGCGCGGUGAUGUGGAGAGGUGAGUAACAGGUAGCUAAAGCAUGGAUGCUGUUCUGAGCAGACUGAAGGGUUUAACUCCAGAUGAGCUCCGCAAGGAGAUCCUCGGCAUGGGGAUGAAUUGCGGGCCUAUCACCGCUACCACUCGAUCCAUUUUUGAAAGGAAGCUGGCCCGAGCCAUACAGGAAAGCCAGGGAGGGGAAGUUGAGUCAGUCCCUGGAAACUGCCAAUCCGCCCCGACCGUCAUCAUCACCACCGCCACUCCCACAGACCCUGCCUGCUCCAGCACACAGCCACCGGCGCCUAAUGACGAGGGAGACUUUGGCUAUGGUGUAGGGCUGAACCCCCCUGAGGAAGAGGCCUUGCUGCACCAGGGAGCGUGUCCUGACAGUCUUGGGGGAGACAGUUCACAGGCAGCUGCUCAGACCCCUUCGACAGGACCACCGGCAUCCCCACCGCUCUACUAUGGAGUCUGCCCAGUGUGGGAUGAUAUACUGUCAAGAAAUGACAGGGUCCAUGUUUAUGCUGAUAAGAAAGAAGCUCUGCAGGCAGUGAAGUUAAUGAAAGGCUCCCGAUUCAAAGCGUUCCCCAACAGAGAAGAUGCUGAAAAGUUUGCCAAAGGCAUCUGUGAUUACUACCCCUCUCCCAGCAAGUCCUCCUUCUGCGUAUCUCCAGUGAAAGUGGGCAUGGUGUUCAGCAAAGACGGCAUGGCUUCCCUGGAGGCAGAAAUCAUGAACCGAGAGAAAGCCAACAGCUUUAAAAGCCCUCGAACGCAAGAUCUCACUGCCAAGCUCAGGAAAGCAGUGGAGAAAGGCGACGAGACCACCUUCAAUGAGCUUGUGUGGAGCAAUCCUCGCUAUCUCAUUGGCUCUGGAGAUAACCCAACAGUUGUGCAGGAAGGGUGCCGUUAUAAUGUCAUGCAUGUUGCUGCCAAGGAGAAUCAGCCAGCUAUCUGCCAACUCCUGCUGGACACCCUGGAGAAUCCAGACUUCAUGCGUCUCAUGUACCCUGACGAUAGUGAAGUCAUGCUGCACAAACGCAUCUGUUACAUUGUGGACCUGUACCUCAAUACGCCAGACAAAGUGUUAUUUGAAACCCCUCUUCAUUUUGCUUGUAAGUUCGGCAAUCCGGAGGUGGUGAAUGUUCUGUGCUCACACCCAGGUAUUGAGAAGCACAGCAUGAACAAGUAUGACCAGGUUCCAGCUGAUGUGAUUUGUGAAAGAAGCAAAAAUAAAUCGCGAGAACUUAUACAGAAGAUCAGAGAUUAUUUGGAAGAUCGCUGGUACAUACCGUUACUAAGAGCUACAGACAACUCUUCCCCAGCUGUGAUUGGUGCUCCCUGGUCACCUGACCCAUCGGAUACCACUUCCCAUUCAUUCCUCUCCAGACUCGCAUGCAGUCCUAAAGAUCCUGUCAUGACCGUGAGAGCUUUUGCUGGGCCACUCUGCCCCUCAAAGGCAGAUGAGUUCCGCAGAGUGUGGAAGACUCCUCCCCGCGACAGGGCUGGACACUAUCACCACGUCAGGAAGUCUGAUGCAGAGCGAGGCGCUGAACGAGUCGGCAGGGAUUUGGCUCAUGAAAUGGGACAUCCAUGGGCUGAAUACUGGGAGUUUAUUGGCUGUUUCAUUGAUCUGGCUUCCGCUGAAGGGCUUCGAAAACUAGAGGAGCAUCUGAGCAAGAAAGACUUAAGUGAAAGGAUCCAGCGGGAAGCAGGGGAAAACGAAACCAGCAAUAGGUUCAAAAGCCCAUCUCCUUCUGGCAAAUCUAAAAAAAUCUGCAAUUCCAUCUCGGUGGGUGCUUUUCUAGAAGACGAUGACGACAUGAGUUUAGAGGAAAUCAAAAACCGACAGAAUGCUGCCUUAACAAACAUCACAGCAGUCUGCGGGAAAGACGGCAGCAUUGGGGCGGCUGGAGGUUUGGAGUGCCACAUCCUUCCGAUCACACACAGCAUCGAUCUUAUUGAAACUGCAGCCGAGCAGAGCAGGCAUCGACCCGAGAAAGCCACAGUCCCCUUAAACAAGAACGGCUUUUACUCUCCUGUAAGCAAUGAGAAAACGCCCAACGCAGAUCGGCAAUCCCAGAGCUCUGCAGACGGCCUCCUCUCGCCGGUCUCAAACUUAAUGAUAGAGUUUGAGAAGCUGUCGCUGGAGAGCAAGGAAAGCGAGCAGGGACAGUCAGGAAAGAAGAGCAGAGGGAGACAUGAAGACAACGAGGACCCAUGCACGUCGCUGACCACAGAGAUAGGCCACUUAGGUUUUCUUGAGAAUGAAGGAAACGUCUUUGGGAAGGCGAGGGACACCUGUGAGAGCGAGGUGGAGGCGGAGGUUGAAGCGGAGGACAAAUCUAGCACAAGCUCAGAAGAGUGGUUCUCGACAGAGGAAACUUUAGAAGGGAUAAACAAAAGGACAGCAAGCACAGCUGCCUCUGAACUGGGGGGCUGUGCAAGACCUCAAUCUUGGGACCAAGGGGGGAAAGACUUAAGCAGUUCUAGUUCGAGCAGUUCCUCUUAUAAAUCUCUUGAUAACUUGCAAGAUGAGUUUAUAUUGAGGACUCCGCCAAAAUUAAAAAACAAAGGCCUUUUCAUUGCUGGGGACGAACCAUCGAAGUUGGACAGUGAUGUUCUGGUAGCGGUCGGAGGUGUUGAGAUCGACCCACAGAAAUACCCAACGAUUCACAAGUGGAAGCACACAGUUCUGUCCUACUCUUCCUCUGAUAUGCAAAGCUGGCCGAGCCCCGCGGUACUGAAAGGGAGGCCUGGACCUCAGAUGUUCUGUUCAGGCUCGCCGGGUGGCAGCAGCGUAUUCUCCUCUCCUAACAGGUACAGCCCUGGGAAACACAGCAGCUCCUCCCCGGGUUUCGGAGCAGACUUGGGGAGUCCGGGACGCUACAGCCCGGCACACGCCAGCCACGUCCAGCUGCUGAGACUGAAGCACUUCAGCGAGCCAAGCAACUAGAGGGAGAGGGGGGACGACACACUGGGGCGUUGAUUACUCAAUAACAUCUAUCAGACCAUGUAGUUUACAAGAUGUGCACAACAGUGUGUGUGAGGGAGAGGGAGGGGGCAACACACUGGGGCAUUGAUUACUGAAUAAUAUCUAUCAGAACAGGUAGUUUACAAGAUGUGCACAACAGUGACGUGUUUAUAUAACAGUGGAAAGGUUUCUUACUACCCUCCAUCCAAGCUGUUUAAGCUGUAAGUAUAAAAAUGACAAUAGGAGCCAUUUAUUUUGUAUGAAUGAGUGUUAGCCUAAAAAAAAAAAAAAAAAAAAACACGUGAAAGAAAGGCCCAUUGUGCACUAGCACACUUGUAAUCUUUUCCAGCACUCUGUCCUGAUUUAACAUAAUGUAUUGUCACUCACCGUGGCUGCCAUGGCCACAAGGUAAAGUAGUCAUUAAUAAAAGCCAAAAGAGCACCUCUGUAAAAUGUGUAUGAAAAGGAAUACUGUUUUACUGUUUGUGUGUGUUUUGUUUUUUAUAUGUAGCUAUAAAGACUAUUUCCCUUUCUAUAUUAGCACAAAACAACUUGAUGUCUGUGUAACUGCUAAUUUUGACUUCUACUGCCGUCCUGCACUUGUGUCUUGGUUUCUGCGAUUGCCUUACUUCGCUUUCUUGUGUUGAGAGGCCACUAAUAAUCAGGGUAAUGUGUGUACAGUACUUUGUGAUUGUGUUAGCCGCGAGAUUGUGUUUUUUUUAUCUAAACGGUUACCCCAAGUCAUUUCUAAAUUUAGUUUUUAAAGUAAGCCCUGGCACUUAAAACACUAUGUCAUUAUAAUUUGUCAAUGAUUUUUUUUUUUUAAAUAAAUAAAUAAAUAAUAAACACAAUGAGUGCACUUUACAAAAACUAGCAGUGUAAUUCAGUAUGACUGGUGCAGUGACGUAGUGUCUGCGCUCCUGCCUGGCUUUCAUUGCUCUCUCUCGAUUGUUGCAUAUUCAUGACAUUUCUUUCAGUGUGUUUAUUUUUGUGAUCCCUGUUCUCUUGAAUCAGGAUGCAGAUUUGGAGAAGGAACCCUCUUCCUGUCAGUUUAUCCAGUUGAAUGCUUGUUUUCCAUGGGCCUGUAAUCUACCCAGUCUAGAUACCCAUUGAAAUGUGUGUCUGCAAGGCCAUGCUAUGUUAAAGAAGCCCCAAUUCUGUCUGAAAAUAUGAUGCUAUUGUAUUGCCUGGACAGACUGCACAAAAUGUAGAUAAUUGAUGCUGUUAAAAAAAAAAAAAAACAUAAAAUCAUUCUGUAUCAAUUAGAUAGGGGAAAAAUUAUUUCCUUAUUACAUGGUGUGCUUAUUAUUUUUUAAUUGUGUGUGUGUGUGUUAUAUAUAACACCAGUUAGAGCAAAGAGAUACUCAGCUGUGGGGGCUUUCUUUUGAACCGUGUGUUUUGUGUUUUUUACUUUUUAUACCAUAUACUUCUCUUUAACAGAUGCUGUGUUUUUUUUUUUCUUCAUGGGAGCUAAAAAGUAAAUUAAAAACCCUGAAGGAC
This is a messenger RNA of Acipenser ruthenus (sterlet), 4686 nucleotides long. RefSeq names its product ankyrin repeat and LEM domain-containing protein 2-like. The transcript is spliced from 13 exons. Gene Ontology annotation, biological process: negative regulation of phosphorylation. Gene Ontology annotation, cellular component: endoplasmic reticulum. NCBI's taxonomy places the organism in Eukaryota, Metazoa, Chordata, Actinopteri, Acipenseriformes, Acipenseridae. The record is from RefSeq and is a predicted model, not a curated record. The coding region runs from base 260 to 3169 and encodes 969 amino acids. Gene Ontology annotation, molecular function: protein phosphatase 2A binding.